This is a messenger RNA of Striga asiatica, 723 nucleotides long. The record is from the annotation of a GenBank genome assembly. Lineage: Eukaryota; Viridiplantae; Streptophyta; Magnoliopsida; Lamiales; Orobanchaceae.
AUGGAUGAGCCCACGAAAAGAUCACUCCCAUAUCCGGAUUCCACUGCUUUUUCCCAGAUUUUCUCGCCUGACUGCAAGUCCAUGGAGGUCGUGCAGGCUUUGAUGGCCACCGUGAAAGUUGAGCUGUCGGGCUUGACUUUCUCCAAGAGCAUCGACUGGUACAUGUUUAUGACUUGGCGCGGCUUGCGCGCGAGGUUUAUGUUGCCUGUUCGUACGUACGAGGUUAUGAGUCGGGCAGAGGAAAUACCGCUGCUGAAAGCUCCUGUGGUGAUUAAAAGGGCGUGGGUUUUGGAGAUGGAGGCUAUGUCUGUGCAGGUUGAGAGAAUAUGUUUGAGCAAAUCAAGAGCUUUGAAACGAUCCUCGGAAGUUAAGUCUGGAAUCUCUUUAAUCAGAUCCCAACAGUUGUACUCUUUUGUGUCAAUUGACUCAAUAGCACGAGUAAACUUUUCCACAUUUGAUGAAAGAUUUUCUACGAGGUCUCGGGUGGACGAGGCUCCGAGCAUGGUUGUUGAGUUGAGUGUCGUCUCCUAUGGCAAUAGAGUGUGUCCCUCUAGCUGUACCGUUACCAACUGCAAUUCUCAGAUCUUCAUAGUCUGGAUGAGGGGGGGGAGGGCUAACCUUAAAGUAACCUUUCCAUAUUUCAUCAUGUGUAGUGAAGAACUUUGUUACGGAAUUCCAUCCAAAGCCAGAGUUAUGCCGCAUAAGCUCAUGGUAGUAUAUUGA